GUGGCCUAAAGAAGUAAAGGUAGAUAAGUAAUUGAAAUGGCUGAUAAAGUAAAAGAUGCCUUUGGAAGACUGGGUAAAGGUCCAUCUGGAUUAACUACAGGCGUCAAGCUGUUAUUAGGUGCUGGAGCAUUAGCAUAUGCAGUUAAAGAGUCAAUGUAUACAGUUGAUGGUGGUCAUCGAGCAAUCAUUUUCAGUCGUAUUGGCGGCAUACAGCAAGACAUUUAUUCUGAGGGCCUACAUUUUAGGAUACCUUGGUUCCAGUACCCCAUCAUAUAUGACAUCAGGUCUCGGCCAAGGAAGCUGUCUUCCCCAACAGGAAGCAAAGAUUUACAGAUGGUGAACAUUUCCCUACGUGUGUUGUCAAGACCACUGAAUACCGCCCUCCCACAAAUGUACCGACAACUUGGUACGGACUAUGAGGAGCGUGUGCUGCCAUCUAUAUGUAAUGAGGUUUUAAAGAGCGUGGUUGCCAAGUUUAAUGCUUCGCAGCUGAUCACCCAACGUCAACAGGUCAGUUUGCUAAUCCGACGCCAAUUGACGAAUCGAGCAAAAGACUUCAACAUAGUCCUUGAUGAUGUCUCAAUUACUGAGCUUAGUUUUGGAAGGGAAUAUACGGCUGCAGUAGAGUCUAAACAGGUUGCUCAACAGGAAGCCCAGAGGGCGCAAUUUCUUGUAGAGAAAGCAAAGCAGGAACGACAACAGAAGGUGGUGCAGGCUGAGGGAGAAGCUGAGUCAGCUAUUAUGCUUGGAGAGGCCAUCUCUCAGAACCCUGGCUACCUGAAGCUGAGGAAGAUUAGAGCUGCUCAGAACAUUGCAAGAACUGUGGCCUCCUCUCAGAAUCGUGUAUACUUGAACGCUGGCAGUCUAAUGUUGAACGUCUCAGAUAAAGAGUUUGAUGAGUCAGCGAAAAGAAUCGAAAAGAAGAAAUAGAGCAAUAUACAGAUUUGUUAUAUCAAUAAUUCGACAUUUUGGCAUUAGACAGACACCUAAAGAUGUCAACUUUCAUCUACUAACUAAUCAUGAAAUUAUCACUACUUUUACUUUUUUCUAUGGCAUACUUUAUGAAUGAUAUAAUACAGGCCUCCCACUAACUAAAGACCCCUCCAAUUAUAGACCAUAUUUCUGUGGUCCCAUAUUAACAAAUGUUUUUUAUCUUUAUUAUUCUAAUUAGACCAAAGCUGCUAGAUACCAAGGAAACACCGGUUCCCAAAAAAGGUCUUUAAUUGGAGGGAGACCUGUAUUGUUUUAAUUCUGAAUAUACUUACAUAAUUUCAUUAUAUUUGUUCCAUUUCAUUUACCAUAAGGAAGAUCUUGUGUCCUGAAUUGAUAUCACAUAAUAUGGAAGUUAAUACCUGAUUGGUUUUUACAAAAAUAAACCGCUUUAAGUGUAUCAAUCGCCAAUAACCUUUGUAAUUUUUUAAAGAAUUUUGAAUGUUGAAAUAAUGGAAAGUUAUGCGGACAUUAAAAUUCAUAUGGAAUGUAA
Messenger RNA from Anneissia japonica, 1483 nucleotides. Its product is annotated as prohibitin-2-like. The transcript is spliced from 7 exons. Lineage: Eukaryota; Metazoa; Echinodermata; Crinoidea; Comatulida; Comatulidae. Gene Ontology annotation, cellular component: membrane; mitochondrion. The record is from RefSeq and is a predicted model, not a curated record. Bases 37 to 930 code for a protein of 297 amino acids. Gene Ontology annotation, biological process: mitochondrion organization.